This is a messenger RNA of Kwoniella botswanensis, 459 nucleotides long. Its product is annotated as translation initiation factor SUI1. Gene Ontology annotation, biological process: translational initiation. The record is from RefSeq and is a predicted model, not a curated record. NCBI's taxonomy places the organism in Eukaryota, Fungi, Basidiomycota, Tremellomycetes, Tremellales, Cryptococcaceae. Gene Ontology annotation, cellular component: eukaryotic 43S preinitiation complex. The transcript has 4 exons. Gene Ontology annotation, molecular function: ribosomal small subunit binding; translation initiation factor activity; RNA binding. The coding region runs from base 1 to 459 and encodes 152 amino acids.
AUGAGCACUACAGCUUCAACCAAAGUGGACGCCACUACCAAGAAAUCAAAGGCCCCAGUAUCUUCUGGGGUCGAAAACUUAGGUCCUGCAUUUGACCCCUUCGCCCCAGUUGAUGAUACUCCCUCUGUCGAGAAGACUGUAGGAAGCAAGAACGAUAAGAUUCAUAUUCGAUUACAACAACGUAACGGACGAAAAACACUUACGACCGUCCAAGGUAUUCCCAAGAAAUUUGAUCACUCCAAGAUCCUCAAGGCUAUGAAAAAGGAAUUCGCCUGUAAUGGAACGGUAGUCAAACCUGAAGAGACAGGAGAGGACGAUUCGCCCGCUCCUGUUGGAGUUAAACCCAACUUGGGUGAUGUCCUUCAAUUACAAGGUGAUCAACGUGUUGCCGUUAGACAAUUCUUGGUUGAUGCUGGGAUCGUCACUUCCAAGGAAGCUAAGGAUUCGAUCGUUGUGUGA